AUGCAUCAUCGUGCCUUUAGCUGCCAAGCCAUCGCCCUUGGGUUGGCUGGGUGGUACAUUUGCACUACGGAGUUUGAAUCUACGCUCUGGAUCGUGAAUUUACGAUUGUAUACGGGCCUUGGGAAUGGCGCUCGCAACCUGCGGCGGCAAAUAAACCUCGGGCUUCUCCUCUGCAAAGAUGCCACAGCGCAAAAGUGGUGUCAAACGAUGGCUCGCCUCAAUCCUGCCGCCAUAACAACCGCUCCCAGCCAGCAGCCAUUCACGCUUCAGCCACUGAUCAGGCAGAUGCUCAGCACUCGCCGCUGCAUAUCAGGCUCCAUCUUCAUCGUCGAGGGCAUCGACGUGAUGCCGGCGCCGGCUGCGACGCCCGAGGACGACGACUCUCACGCCGUCAGGUUGGUGCUGGGGGACGGCGAGCUGUGCAUCCAGGCCCUGCUGCACCCCGACAUGUUUUACCUAGUGGAAAAGAGAGACGUGUUUGUCGGAUGCUGCGUGCGAGUGGGGGACUUUGUUAUGCGGUUCGAGGAGCCUGGCGGCGAUGGGCAGAAUCUCGUUGACCAAGGGGACGAAGAGGAAGAUGAGAGGGAGGAGAGAGAGAAAGAGGACGAAAGGGGCAUGGUGUAUCUGAUUGUCAACGAGCUGGAGACGGCUGGAUGGAACGAGUCAUAUAUGGCCAUGUGGCGUCGGCAUGAAAAGGGCAAAGACGUCGCGGGUGCUGAGGAUGCUGAGGAUGCUGAACAGCCAGCUGCGGUCACGGCCAAGGUGAGCACAGACGAGCAACUCGCAGCAGAGAAGCAGGGGACGGUAUCGGAAGAGGCCCAGACGACGCCAAGGGCAUCCGGGCCAAGGCGAGGCGUCGUCCGAUUCGCAGACGUGCAAGCCUCGCCCUCAGUCCAGACUCCCACCAAGGCCAGAUUCCAAGACAGAGGCAAGGCCCAGACUCGUCGACCCCUGGACGACAAGGACGGGAAGGACGACGACGAGGACGACGAGGACCUGGAGAACGCGUUCGAGGCCUUUGAAGCCCGCACGUUUCCGGCGCGGAAAACGACGCGCAAGAAGCCGGCGGCUGCAUCCAACGCAAGGGAGACGGCAGCGGGCAGCGACAAGCCGCAGCAGCAGCAGCAGCAGCAGCAGCAGCAGCAACAGCAGCAGCAACAACAGCAGCAGCAGCAGCAACAGCAGCAGCAACAACAGCAGCAGCAGCAGCAGCAGCCAAUUGCCUUGCCCAGGGACUGGCACGACCACCAGACGCCCCUCAAGCUGACGACGCUGCGGCUGAUUCCGCAUCUCCCUUAUGCCCAGAACUGGUCGGUCAACGUGCUGGCGAUUGUGGCCUCGCUGUCGCCCGUGGAGCCGUCGCAUCUGGCGCCGGGCAAGCAGCGCACGGCACGCAUCGCCGACCCGUCGACGGCCAAGCAGGUGCACCUGACGGUGUUUCUGGACCCGGACGGGUUCACGCCGCGGGUGGGCAGCGCCGUGCUGCUGGUCGGCGUCAAGAACCACCGGUUCGACGGGGGCAGCCUGAAGAAGUACGCCAGCGACGGCGACAGGCGGUGGUGGUUUGAGGACCCGUGGGACUUGUCGUGGCUGGACGUGGCAGGGAUCAAGAGCUGGUGGCAGGGCGUGGAGGAGUAUUACCGGACGGGUGGUUGA
Messenger RNA from Trichoderma aggressivum f. europaeum, 1656 nucleotides. RefSeq lists its product as uncharacterized. Gene Ontology annotation, molecular function: transcription cis-regulatory region binding. The record is from RefSeq and is a predicted model, not a curated record. Bases 1 to 1656 code for a protein of 551 amino acids. Gene Ontology annotation, cellular component: nucleus. The transcript has a single exon. Lineage: Eukaryota; Fungi; Ascomycota; Sordariomycetes; Hypocreales; Hypocreaceae.